AUGAACUACGGGCAGCACGCUUCUGUUCCCAGCCGUAUCCAGAAAAGAGCGGCUCCUGAAGGCCAGUCACUGUUAGAGGGGGAUGCUGGGACCUAUAUCCCUCCAAACCCCGAAGCCCGGCGCGCGCUGGACCUGGGAGUCGCCCAGCACCCUCCCAGCGCGCGGACUGCUGCUGCGUGGGACCGGCCAGGAGCGCUCCCCCGCCAGCACCUCCUGCCAGACCAGUCUCUUCGUUUGGCCAAAGGCGGAAAAAGCAGUAUCCAGAGACCGAAGACAGCUCAGCCAGCAGUUGAAGGCGGAGAGAAAACUGCGGCUCCCAUAGAGGGAUUAUCUGUCCAUUUAGAGCUCCGCAAAGAAACAGUGUUUCCGCGACGGUAUUCACAGCCUCGGAGGAACCGCUUCCAGCGUCCCGGCGAGGACUGGAGCUCAAAAGCUGCGAGGCUCCCCGGGCCCUCGCCGUGGUGGAGCCCAGCUCGCCCGGGUUUCGGGCCGCAGAACCGCACGAGGCUGAACGCGGCGCACGAGGGAGGCGCGCUCUGGGCCGGGAGCCUCGGGAUGCAGGCGCUUCAAUCACUUAUUAUGGAUGCUUUCCAUGAUAAAGGAUUUCAGAAAAUAAAAGAGUAUUUUCAACAGAGAGAAAGCCGCGUUCCUCAAAAAUACAAUCAUCUUGUAUUCUAUUAUCUUGACAGAUCCAUAAAUAAGCAACUGGAGAAAAAUGAAUUUCGGCAUGUUUCGCUGUUGCUGAAAUGUCUUCAACGAUUCUUCAUUGACGGCCUCAAAGAAGAGGAGCCUUUGCUGAUUCAGCAGGGACUGAUCCCAAAGAUGGUUUCCUGGUUUGAAAAAACAACCGCAUCUCUGACCACGGCAGAGUCCGCGUCCGACACAUCCCUCACUGAUGUUAUAGAAGACUUCUUUGACACAGCCUUGAUUAUUUCCAGGAGUAGUAGUAAAGGGAAAAUGCAGAUUUUGGAUUCCUUCAUAUUUACCUUAGGGUUUCUGGUGACAGAAAAGACUGUAAGUCAUCUGAUUCAACAGGAGGCUUUGAAAACUUUGAACUCCAUUUUGCAUGACCUGCCUCAGGAAGAGCGAAGACGACUCCCUUUGUUGGAAGGCCCAAGUCGUCUUAUGAAAGACCUUGCGAGGACAAUCUUGACUGUGGGUGAUUAUGACCAGCAGGUUGCACUUUCUGAAGCAUUGUGUAGACUGACCUUGAAGAAAUCAAGGGCUGAGCUUGUCCAUGAGUGGUUUGAAGAUGAUGUCCUUGCUGAAGCUUUCAAAGAAAUUAAAGAUCGAGAAUUUGAGACGGAUAGUAGACGGUUUCUCAAUUACCUAAAUAACCGACUUGGUGAUAAGAGAAGGGUCUAUUCAUUUCCGUGUAUUGCUGCUUUUGCUGAUGGGCAUGAGAUGAGAAAACCAGAAGAUGAAAAACUAGAGAAAUUUUGGAUUGACUUCAACCUCGGAAGUCAGAGUGUCACUUUUUAUAUAGACAAUAGUAAGAGUGCUCUAUGGGACUCAGUAAGACUUUUGAAGGAAGCAGUGGUUAAUUUCAGCGUACUAGAAACUGAAAAUAGGAAGAUCCUCAUUAUUUGCCUGAAGAAACCUAUUAAUAUUGACAACAAAGAAGUGAUGAAAAUAGAGGUCCACUUUGAUUCGCAAUUCAACAUAUCACAAGCUUCCAUUGAAGCUUUAGGAGAAGACAGACAGAUGUUGCCUGACCAGACAAGAAGCUCCUCAGAACUUUCUAGUAAAUUUGAGAAAGAAGACCUUGACUUUCCUAGCACCCUUGAACGAGAGACAGACCAGAAAGAAGAAUCCACCAAGCUGGCAGAGUUAAUGAGUGCCAAAGAUGACCAAUGCCCAAUAACUCUCCCCUUAAAUGACCAGUCUGAGCCUGUCGUGAGUAUAGGAUGCUGGGUACAAGAUUCUGAACUGUCUGCCAGGAUGCAGACAGUCACUUCAAAAGAUUCCUCAGAUUUACAAGAACCAUCAGUAAAAAUUCAGGAUCCUAAAUUAAAUGACAAAUCCAGGGCCGAAUCUGCUUCUGAGGGUGGAAGAAAGCAGGAAACAAGGACGCAGCUUAAUUACAGGAAACACAUCUUCUCGGAGAGUAAUAAAGAUUCAAGUAGCAGCACCAGUGAACGAUCUUGGACCAGCAACCAAAAAAAGAAAUCCCUAAAACCAUAUUCUGGUAGAAAAAAGACAAGAAUCAGAAACAGCGUAAGAGUUUUGCCAUUUUCCCCUCCCAGCAGUGGCAGUGACCAUGAGAAAGACCAAGCUAAACUUCUAACACCAUCAUGGAAGGAAACCUCCAAGCAGAAUAAUUCCACACUUUUAAAAAUUUCUGUAACAAAAUUUCAGGCUAAUUCUGACUUUUUAACUCCUGAAGAUUCUGCCCAGAAAACAGAACAUCAAAGUCCCCACCUGCCGAGCGAUCUGUCAUCCUUGGAGCAUUCAGAAGUUGAAGAAAAUAUAUCGAAGGAAAACACUGUAGACCAAGAAUCCUUGAUGAAAACUCCUAGCUUCAAACAUAAACUGCAAAGCUUGGAAGACGGAGACCUAGCAGAUGGCAGUUUGGCUAAGUCAAAACAGUCAAAAUUGGAAGAAGGUGAUGCUCCAGAGUCCCUCCCCUCAGUGACGGAAGAGACCGACUUAGCAGAAGGCAUUCCUACUCCAUCCCUAGUGGUUGUGCCCGAGAAUUUGAAGAGUUCUGCUGUUCUCCUAGCCCUCGAAAACUUCACUAGAGAACUGCAAAGGAAAUCAGAGCUUAGGUACGAAGGGAGUCCACUUUAUUCAGAAGAUGCCAAGCAAGCACCAGAUUGCUUAAUCCGACUUUUAAACCAGAUACGUCAAUGCAGACUGAAUAAACUAGAGCAGUUUCACAGUUUUGUUCUUCAAGAGCUAAACAGUCUUGAGAAGGAUAUUGAGACUCUGAAACACCUUGAGAAGGAUGUUCUGGAAUUUUGGGAAAAACAGUCUGAUGACUUGAAAUCAUUCUGCGAUCUCCAAGUACUGAGGUAA
This is a messenger RNA of Lutra lutra (Eurasian river otter), 3018 nucleotides long. It is a transcript of the gene SYCP2L, whose product is annotated as synaptonemal complex protein 2 like. The transcript is spliced from 31 exons. Bases 1 to 3018 code for a protein of 1005 amino acids. The record is from RefSeq and is a predicted model, not a curated record. Lineage: Eukaryota; Metazoa; Chordata; Mammalia; Carnivora; Mustelidae.